GCCGGGGCAAAGUUGGGCGAGGCAACGGUGCCGAGGGCAGGGAGAUGCCGGACGAGAGCGCCCUCGCGGACCUGGACGAGGUGCCGAUCGAGGAGGCGGAGCUGCUCGCCCCAGUCGUGAUGAAGAUGCUGCUGAACCUCGGGAUGAGACAGCGCCAGACGGGAGAGCCAGACGACGAGAUGGGGAAGAACGGCGCGAUCAGCUACGCGGGCCUGGUCGGGAUCACCGAGGGUUUGGAGACGGAGGGCGACGGAGUAGGGCGGGCGAACAAAGUGAAUUUGUGCAAGCUGAAGACGGAGAUCCAGGGCCUCGCGCUGGACGAGCGCGAGAUCGGGUUCCGCGUGGCGCCGACGCACAAGGAUGCGCACGCAAAGGCGGCAAUGGGAAAGUCGGUGGACUCGAAGCUGACCGCGAAGUGCCUGGAGCAGUUGGGGUGCGA
This is a messenger RNA of Prorocentrum cordatum, 439 nucleotides long. NCBI's taxonomy places the organism in Eukaryota, Dinophyceae, Prorocentrales, Prorocentraceae. The record is from the annotation of a GenBank genome assembly.